GAACAGUCAACAGCCAGACCCAUUUUCAACACGCCAAGGAAGACGACAGAGUCUACAGGGAUCACAUGCUUCCAGUUUGAAGUAUGAUCCCAUAAAAGAGGCAGAGGAGUAUAUAAGAUGGAAAAAAGACAAGGCCUGUCUGCAGGUGAAAGUGAUUGAUGAUGUUAUUGGAAAAGGAGUGUUUGCAGGAAGGGAUUUUUGUGAAGGGGAGUUUCUUCUAGAAUAUGAUGGGGAACUGAUACACAGUUACCGGGAGGGAUUAAACAGACUGGAAAAAUAUCCCUCCCACAUUGGAAGCUAUAUCUACCUAUUUAAGUACAAAGAAAAGAAAAAGUGGAUUGAUGCAACCUUUUCUCGACAAAAAGGAAGAUAUGUAAAUGACGCUCCACUAAAUAGUGUUGAGAACAACUCGGAGAUGAGGUUGCUAGAAGUGGAAGGGAACCCCCAUCUUGCCUUAUUUGCAAGACGAAAAAUUUUCAAAGGAGAAGAAAUUAAAUACGACUACGGAGAUGAUGAAAAGUUCCUUCCAUGGAGAAAAAAGGAUCCCAAUGCAAAGGAAGAAAGAAAAGCAGCAAUAAAGGUGAAGGCGUGCUCAGUGCUUCUUGAGAAGCUUAACAUCUUGCCAUCUCUAGCUCAUGGAAAAAGUACAGGUGACAAAGGUGAACCCUUUAGGAUCAAAAUUUCCCCAGGAAAGAAGGGAGAACAUGGAGUUAUGGGAAUUCCUGGACAGGAUGGCCAAGAUGGAUUCCCAGGAUUACCAGGAAUUAAAGGGGAGCCAGGCCUAGUCCGUAUACCUGUUGAGGUUGGAAUGAAAGGAGAGAGUGGUCGACCAGGAAUUCCCGGGGAGAAGGGCCGUGUGGGUCCCAAGGGAUUCCCUGGGGAGCCAGGGUUUGCCGGACUACCUGGUCUACCUGGCCAAGCAGGUGUUCCAGGUGAAUCAGGUGUGGUGGGACUGCCAGGGCUACCAGGAGACCAGGGUAUUCCUGGACUGGAUACACCUCCUGUUGAGCUUCUGAAGGGGGCACAGGGAGAACCAGGAUUCCCUGGAAGGGAGGGAGAGAGGGGAUUACCCAGAGAAAUUGGCUGUGUAGGAAGACCAGGAUAUGAUGGGACAGAAGGAAUGAGAGGUGAGAGUAGUCCUUACGGAGCACCUGGAUUCCCGGGAUUAAAAGGAGAGCAGGGAGGUCUCAUUGUAGGAUUUCCUGGUCUGAAAGGAUUCAGAGGAAAAGAUGAUCUCCCAGGAGAGAGUGGUUUAGAUGGUGCCCCUAGAGACUUAACGUUUCCAGAGUUACCAGGAAGGGACGGAUUAAAGGGCGAUCAGGGUAUACCCGGAGGAGAUGGAUUGGUCGGAGCUCCGGGUCCUGAGUGUCAACCAGGGGAGCCAGGGUUGAAUGGAUUACCGGGUUUUGAUGGACUUCCUGGAAUGAAGGGAGAGACUGGAUUCCCUGGUAGAAACGGAGAUCCUGGCCUGCCAGGACAACCAGGAAUUCCAGAAGUGAAAGGAGAGACAGGAGAAUCUAGACUUCCAGGAUUUCCUGGAGCUUUUGGACGCCUGGGACUGAAUGGAGAACCUGAAGAGGUAGGAUUCCUGGAGGUCGAAGGUGACAGAGGUCAACCUGAUCUGCCGGGGUUACCUGGAAUCACAGGAGACAACGGAUUUCCAGGUGAAGAUGGGACGGUGGGAAGGCCUGGACAGAGUGGGUUCCCUGGUCUGAAGGGUGAACAGGGAGAGAUAGGGGUGUCCAUUCCAGGAGAACAAGAACAAAAUGGCUUGCCUGGAUCAGAUGGCUUCCCAGGGUUGAAUGGAAAGAAAGGUGAAGAGGGGGAGAGAGGACUUGGAGGAAUUCCAGAACCAUUAACAAAGAAUAAACCACUCAAAAACCACUGUGCCAGGAAAGCUGAAACUUAUAAAGAAGCAUCCUCAGAACCAUUAACAAAGAAUGGGAAGGCAAGGACAGAAGAAGCUCCUCUGGGUACUGAGUGUGGGGAACCAGGAACAUUUCCAACAAGUUAUUCAACUGAAGAAACUGAAGAAUCCAAACAAGUUCGAAAAAUUUGGUUGCAGAAAGAUUCAACAGAUUUCAGACUGAGCUGUGUGUAUGGAAUAAAUAUAACAGACCGUGACAUUAGAUCUCUACAAGGCACACAAUGGCUUACAGAUCAGGUUAUUGAUGCUUAUAUAAGAAUGAUUUGCCAAGCAGAACUGGAUAAGGGAAAACCAGUUAUGCACAUUCCAACACAGGCUAUGACUUCUAUAUGUACAAGAAGUUUUUUGCUUCAAGGCAGAGCAAAUGAAAAAUCACCUUUUUUCCCAAAGCAUCUUCUGACAUCAUAUGACGUAGUCUUGGGAGCAUAUAACCAGGGAAGGUCCCACUGGAUUCUUGUGAUACUGGAGCCAUCCAAAGGGAACUUCUAUUACAUUGACCCUUUUGGACACAAAGAGAAACAGGCAUCAAAAGCUCUGAAUAAUUGGAGUGCAUUUCUAAAUGAGAGGCCAACGGAACAAAUUAUUUCAUGGAAACUGCGCAGCAUAGAUCAUACAAUUCAAAGUGAUGGAUUCAAUUGUGGAGUGUUUUGCUUGAUGUUUGCUGAAAGAUAUUUACUGCAGCAACCUUUAACUGGGAUUGCCUCUUCUAGUUUGAUGAAAGAAAGAAAACGCAUUGCUGAAAAACUCAUGAUAUAUGAAAUAUAUCAAAAACAUGCUUGUCCUUGUUGUGGAAAUGGAAUCUUGAUCAGUGAUGAAAAGACUUCUUGCAUUUCUUGUGGAAGAAACUUCCACAAAAAGAGUUUUUGUGUGGGAGAGGAAUAUAUCAACGAUGAUGUUGUUAGCAUUCUAUGCAGGGGCUGCAAUCAAGAAAUGCUGGUUCAUGAAGAAGAGAGCAAAGUUUGUAAAGUGCCUGACAAUGGAGAUUCUUCUGAUCGAUUCUUUUGUGGAACAUGUCAUACACAUUUCAUAGAUAUUGACGUCUUUAUUCAACACAAACUGAAUUGCACACCUAAAACCAAUUCAAGGGUGAAGACUCAGAAGUUGGAUGAUGCUAAGAUUGAAAUGAGUUCGAAAGUGAGUGCAUCAGCAACAUAUAAUCCAGACAUAUCAGAAGUAUCAGAAUCAGAAUCUGUUGAAGCAGAUUCCAAGGAAGACGAUGCAAUGUCAGCUCCUGAGAUGAUUUCAAAGAAGAAUGCUGGUGAUAAAAAAAGAGAACCAAAAAGACCCUGCCCAUUUUGCAUGAAGUUACAGUCCUCAUUAACAAAACAUCUACAAAGAUGUCACAAAAACGAAGAAGAAGUUGAAGCUGCAAUGAACCUGCCAGGAAUAGAAAGAAAACGAGCCUUUAGAAACAUGAAAAGACAAGGAAUAUUUAAAUAUAAUGCAGCAAUAAUGAAGUCAAAGGAUGUAAAUGAGGAAACUAUGAAAGAAUUGUUGAAAGAGAGGGACCAAGGCACUGACAAGGAACUGGCAAUGUGUUCACUCUGUAAGGCAUUUAUCAGCAAGAAACUCAUGUACAAACAUGUCAGAAAUUGUAAAGUUGCAGAGGAAACUACCUCACCUCCUACUAGGGUAGUAUUGAAGGUACUUCAAGAACAAAAUUAUCCACAGGAUUAUAUUCAGUUUUUGGAAACAUUUCAUAAAGAUAAGCCCGGAGAUAUUAUAAGAAAUGAUGAAUUCCUCAAAGAAUAUGGACAUGUUGAGUUCCAAAACUGGAAGGGAUCAGCUAUCAAAGCAACAGAAAAGCUGAAUACCUUAAGAUCAAAAUUAAGAAGAUUAGCCAGGCUUUUCAUUCAUUUCAAAAGUAUGGCUUCAGAACGUGGAAUUGAAAUAAAGAGUUGUGAUGAAAUGUUUAAAAUUGAUACUGCUCCAAUGUUUUCUUCUGCUGUGCAGAAAAUGACAAAUUUUGACUCUGAAGAAGAAGACUUCAAAUGUGGAUUGAAGGUGGGAUUAAAAUCAUUGAUAAUUGAAGUAUGUGACACAUUGUAUGCUACAUAUUUAAUAAAAAGAAAAGAACUUUUGGCGAAGGAAGUGAAAGAGUUUCAGGAAGUUUUGAAAGUGUAUUGGAGAUAUUUUUUCAUCUCAGCUAGAGAGAUUCUGAUGCAAAAAAGGCACAGCCAGUCCAGAGCUCCUACACGCCUCCCUACUAUUGAAGAAUACCAGCAUUUGCGAGAUUUUACAAAAGCAGAAAUUGCAAAAAUAGUAGAGGAUAUUUAUACACCAGUUAAUCAGGGGAUAUUCUGUAAACUGAGGAAUUUGAUAUCCUGUAGGCUCACAUUAUUUAAUGCACGAAGAGGAGGAGAAGCCACAAGAUUAACGUUAUCAGAGUUAGAAGAUGCAUUCAGCCAUAAAUGGGAAGAUAAAAAUUUUUUCAAGAAAAUUGAUGAAGACAUAGAAAACCUAAUGUGCAGAAUAGUAUGCGCAUAUCUUCAUUCCUCCAAAAAAUUAGAACUUGUUUCAGUUAUUAUACCAGACGACUGCUGGAAAGGUCUGGAGAUGCUAAAGGAUGAUGAAAAUAGAAAGCUGGCAGGUGUCCAUCCCCAGAACAAAUUUGUUUUUGCCAAUACCGAAAACUCGUUAGGUCAUGUCAAUGGAUGGCAGAGUGUUCAUAACACCUGUAAAAAGGCUGAAAUGAAAAAAAAUAUUACUGCCACUGAUAUGAGACAUUACAUGGCUACAUAUUAUGAAUCCCUAGAUAUAGCACCUGAAGAACGGGACUUUUUCAUAAGGAAACACUUGGGCCAUUCAAGAUUUAUUAAUGAAAAUAUUUACCAGUGCCCACCAGCUUUAAGGUUAAUGGGAACUGCUGGGAAAAUCCUGUUAACAUUGGAUUCUCAUGAAGGCAAAAACACAGAUGAAAACACUGAACUGGGAUCAAAUAAGGUGGAUGGUGAAUUAGACAGUGAAGGAGAAAACUUUUUGGAGGAAAAAGGCAAAAACACAGAUGAAAACACUGAAAUCGAAUCAAAUAAGGUGGAUGGUGAAUUAGACAGUGAAAGAGAAAACUUUUUGGAGGAAAAAGGCUCUACAAGGAAGAGGAAGAUGGAGGGAAAAAAGAACUCUAAAUGCCAUAGAUCAAAGAAAACAAGGCAAGAAGGGAUGGUGCAUUGUGAGUCCAUAGCCAGUGACCCUGAUUCAUCAAGAGGUGAUGCUUUGAGUGAUAGUGAAGAGGAAGAAGAAAUAGAUGUAAAACACCUGCACAGAAAACGCAAAAUUGUCGAGUUACAAGACUGA
Messenger RNA from Saccostrea cuccullata (small rock oyster), 5221 nucleotides. RefSeq lists its product as uncharacterized. Gene Ontology annotation, biological process: DNA recombination; DNA integration; proteolysis. The transcript is spliced from 34 exons. NCBI's taxonomy places the organism in Eukaryota, Metazoa, Mollusca, Bivalvia, Ostreida, Ostreidae. Gene Ontology annotation, molecular function: protein binding; cysteine-type peptidase activity; DNA binding. The record is from RefSeq and is a predicted model, not a curated record. The annotation marks the transcript as partial.